Molecule: messenger RNA, 9714 nt
Organism: Salvelinus fontinalis (brook trout)
Lineage: Eukaryota; Metazoa; Chordata; Actinopteri; Salmoniformes; Salmonidae
Product: kinesin-like protein KIF13A
Exons: 40
Coding region: 519-6551 (2010 amino acids)
Biological process (GO): regulation of protein localization; microtubule-based movement
Cellular component (GO): adherens junction
Molecular function (GO): microtubule binding; microtubule motor activity; cell adhesion molecule binding
Source: RefSeq, a predicted model, not a curated record
CUCUUACACAUUUUACACAGUCUGCUUUUCACAUUUCACAAUAUUUUGGAACCCCAUAAGCGCGUGCACUGAUACUGUUUCCGACUUUUCCCGAUCACCCAUGCUGGGUUUCUCAAUAUUGGCCAGUUCGGUUCGUGUUAUGAGAAAUCCUUUUUUUGUUGCAUAGCCUUAAGGCACCGCAUGAUCUCCAGCAGCCAGAGAGACAAUCGUGCGAACUGCUCCCACUUGAAGAUGGCGGUUGUGAUGCUGUCUGGGACUGGAGCACAGUGCUGGAUCAGCAUAGGACGCUAACUUGAUGGAUAUAAAGACAAUGUUCAGUUUUUCUUUUCUCAGUCUUCUGGACUGGACUCUUUUGGGAUUGUGUAAUUAGGGUUUACGCACACUUUCAACACCGGCUGAAACUGGCCUGAAAGUGGAGUGGUCUUUUCGGGGACGGGGAGAGCCAGACGGCUAGCCAUAGCUUGCGCAUAGCUUGCUAGCUAACACAUUGAUGGUAGUCCAGGGUGGGAGGAAAGGGGAUGAAAAUGUCGGAUACCAAGGUAAAAGUUGCAGUCAGAGUCCGACCAAUGAACCGGAGAGAAACCGAACUGCAUACGAAAUGUGUGGUGGAUAUGGAGGAUAACCAAACGGUUCUGCAUCCACCGCCUUCAAACAAUAAAGGAGAAAACAGCAGGAAACAACCCAAGGUGUUUGCCUUUGACCACUGUUUCUGGUCCAUGGAUGAGUCCAACAUGCCCAAGUAUGCUGGUCAAGAGGUGGUGUUCCAGUGCCUUGGUGAGGGAAUACUGGAAAACGCCUUUCAAGGAUACAAUGCCUGCAUUUUCGCCUACGGACAAACAGGGUCAGGGAAGUCCUUCUCCAUGAUGGGGAAUAAGAAGGCUCCAGGGCUGAUCCCCAGGCUGUGCUGCUCCCUGUUUGAGAGGAUCGGCCGGGAGGACAGCCAGGUUCUCUCCUUCAAGGUGGAGGUCUCCUACAUGGAGAUAUACAACGAGAAGGUCCGUGACCUGCUGGACCCUAAAGGGAGUCGUCAGUCUCUGAAGGUCAGAGAGCACAAGGUUCUGGGUCCGUAUGUGGACGGGCUGUCACAACUGGCGGUCACCAACUUUGAGGACAUUGAGGUGUUGAUGUCGGAGGGGAAUAAGUCGAGGACGGUGGCGGCCACCAAUAUGAAUGAGGAGAGCAGUCGUUCCCACGCCGUUUUCAGCAUCAUCGUCACACAGACACUCUACGACCUGAAAUCUGGGAACUCAGGGGAGAAGGUGAGCAAGAUGAGCCUGGUGGAUCUGGCUGGUAGUGAGCGUGUGUCUAAAACUGGAGCUGCAGGGGAGAGGCUGAAGGAGGGCAGCAACAUCAACAGGUCUCUUACCACACUGGGCUGUGUGAUCUCUGCGCUGGCGGACCAGUCUGCAGGGAAGGGGGGGAAGAAUAAGUUUGUUCCUUACAGAGACUCUGUCCUCACCUGGCUCCUCAAGGACAACCUGGGCGGAAACAGUAAGACGUGUAUGAUCGCCACGGUGAGCCCAGCAGCUGAUAACUACGAGGAGACGUUGUCCACGCUGCGUUACGCAGACCGCGCCAAGAGGAUCGUCAACCACGCCGUCGUCAAUGAAGACCCCAACGCACGGAUCAUCAGAGAGCUCCGGGAGGAAGUGGAGAAACUCAGAGUACAGCUCUCUCAAGCUGAGUCUCUAAAGGCUCCAGAGCUGAAGGAGAGGCUUCAGGAGUCAGAGAAGCUGAUCCAGGAGAUGACUGUUACUUGGGAGCAGAAACUACGCAACACAGAGGAGAUUGCUACGGAGCGUCAGCAGCAGCUAGAGAGUAUGGGGAUCUCCCUGGAGACGUCUGGGAUCAAAGUUGGAGAGGACAAGUGCUUCCUGGUCAACCUGAACGCAGACCCCGCCCUCAAUGAGCUGCUGGUUUACUACCUAAAGGAACACACGCGUGUGGGUGCAGACACCUCUCAGGACAUCCAGCUCUUCGGGAUUGGUAUCCAGUCAGAACACUGUGUGUUGGAGAUCAGCCCAGAUGGGGGGGAGGUCACCCUCACCCCUAUAGAGAAUGCCAGAACCUGUGUGAAUGGAACCAUGACUGAGUCCUUGGUCCACCUGUGGCAUGGAGACCGGAUAUUAUGGGGCAACAACCACUUCUUCAGGAUAAACCUGCCUGGGCGGAAGCGGCGUGAGCGUCUGAAGGAGCUGGAGAGGGAACGUGCGUCCCCCAGGGAGAGCUAUGUAGAGGUAGACGUAGAGACAGCCAGCGAGGCCUCCUCAGAACAGGACUACAGCUAUGAGUUCGCCCAGACAGAGGUCAUGAUGAAGACCCUGGGAAACAACGAUCCCAUGCAGAACGUGGUCCAGGUGCUAGAGAAGCAGUACCUGGAGGAGAAACGCACGGCGCUGGAGGAACAGAGGAUGAUGUACGAGAGAGAGCUGGAGUCACUACGGCAACAGCUGUCUCCUGAGAGGACCAAUCAGCACCAGCGAUCCAGCAGCGACCGCCUCACCUUCCCCACACACACACCAUCACACCACAGCAAGAUACGCCCCUGGACUGAGGAGAGGGACGAGCUGUUUCGUCAGAGUCUGUCCAGGCUGAGGGAGCAGGUUGUCAAGGCCAACACCCUGGUGAGAGAGGCCAACUUCCUGGCCAAGGAGAUGAACAAACUGACUGACUACCAGGUCACCCUACAGAUCCCUGCAGCUAACCUCAGCGCCAACCGCAAGCGUGGAGCCAUAGUGAGUGAACCAGCCAUCCAGGUCAGGUGGAAAGGGAAGGGGACACAGGUGUGGACCAUCGAGAAGCUGGAGAACAAACUAGUGGACAUGAGAGACCACUACAGAGACUGGAAGGAGGGAGCUGAGGACACGCAUACCAAGCUGAUCAACCACAAGCAGCACAGUGAGUCCUUCUAUGAAGCUCAGGAGAACCACAACCUGAUAGGAGUGGCCAACGUCUUUCUGGAGUGUCUUUUCCACGAUAUCAGACUACAGUACGCUGUUCCUAUCAUCAGCCAGCAGGGGGAGGUAGCCGGCAGGCUCCACGUAGAGCUGAUGCGUGUCAGCGGGGCGGUGCCGGAGCGGCUGGAGGGGGGAGAUGACUCGUCAGAGAACUCCAGUGAGAGCAGCAUCUACGAUGUGAUGGACAGUCAGGGAGAGAUGGUCCACAUGGCCAGGAAACUCACCUGCAGGGUGCGUAUCAGGGAGGCCACGGGGCUGCCUCUCAACCUGUCCAACUUCGUCUUCUGCCAGUACACCUUCUGGGAGGGGGCAGAGCCUACGGUGGCCCCGCCCAUGGUCAGCCCAGACACGCCCACCACGCCCCGCUCCCCCGACGCCCAGUUCACCGUCCGCUUCGACCACUGCAAGGAGUAUGUGGUCCAUGUGACAGAGGAGUUUUUAGAGUUCAUCGCAGACGGGGCGCUGGCCAUUGAGGUGUGGGGUCACCGCUGUGCCGGGAACGGGCGCUCUCUCUGGGAGCUGGACGCUCUGCUGGCCAAGACACGCACACUACGAGACAGGUGGAGUGAGGUGUCUCGUCGUAUUGAGCUGUGGGUUUCUAUCCAGGAGCUGAAUGAGCAGGGGGACUACUCUGAUGUAGAGAUGCAGCCUGGGAAGGACAUCGGUACUGGAGGAGUGUUCCAGCUCAGACAGGGUCACUCGCGCAGGCUGCAGGUGUGUGUGAAGCAGGUGCAGGACUCUGGGACUCUGCCUCUGCUGGUGGAGGCUGUUCUGUCUGUCUCUAUCGGCUGUGUGUCAGCACGCUCCACCAAGCUACAGAGAGCACUGGACAGCUACCAGAGGGAGGAGGAGGAUGGAGAUAUGGAUAGUUAUCAGGAGGAGGACCUGAACUGUGUGAGGGACCGCUGGUCUGAGGCCCUCAUCAAACGACGAGAGUACCUGGACGAGCAGAUCAACAAGAUCAUCAACAAACAGGAGAAGUCAGAGGAGGACAUGGAGAGGGAGGCCCGGCUGGUGGAGCAGUGGGUAGGGCUGACCGAGGAAAGGAACGCUGUACUGGUGCCCGCUCCUGGCAGUGGCAUACCUGGUGCCCCUGCCCACUGGGCUCCCUCUGCUGGGAUGGAAGCUCACAUCCCUGUCCUCUUCCUGGACUUGAAUGCAGACAACCUGACAGUGAAUCAACAGUUAACGGGACCCAACGCUGCCGGGGUUAACUCUAUCCUGCCCAAGGAGCACGGCAGCCAGUUUUUCUACCUGCCAAUCAUCAGACACAGUGAUGACGAGGUGUCAGUGGUGUGCUCCUGGGACUCAUCCAUCCACGACUCUGUGCACCUAAACCGCGUGACGUCACCCAACGAGCGUAUCUACGUGAUCAUUAAAGCCACGGUGCAGCUCAGCCAUCCUGCCUCCAUGGAACUGGUGGUCCGCAAGAGGAUCGCUGUCAACAUCUACAACAAACAGAGCUUCACCCAGAGUCUGAAGAGACGGAUGUCCUUGAAGAACACACUGUACUCCUGUGGAGUCACCUAUGAGAUCCUGUCAAAUAUACCAAAGGCGUCUGAGGAGCCUGAGGAGAGAGAGACUCUGGCCCUGAUGGCAGCGAGGGCAGACGGUGAGGAGAGUCAGGAUGGACAGACCUACAUAGAGCAAUACACCAGAGGACUUCUGGAGGUGGAGAAUAUACUGAGCCUGGAGAGACUCAGACAGGCGGUGACGGUGAAGGAAGCUCUGUCUGUUAAAGGGAGAAACAUCAGAAGGAGCUUCAGCACCCCCAACGUACAGCACACUUCCUGCAGCAUAACAGAUCUGAUUGGCUGGGAGGAUGGAGACUGGAAGGACCAUUGUGACCUUCAUCAGGAUGUCUCUGACUGCGCUCCCCAGGACGGUGGUUCUCUGUGUGGGACGCCACUCAGAAACAAGACAGAGAAUCACGGUCUGGUACCAGAGAGCCCCACCUUCUUCAACUCCAGUCCGUUCAAGGCCCUCUCUCCCCAGACGCCCAAGUUCCUCAAGUCUCUGCUGCCGGUCAGAGAGGAGAGCAAGACCAAGAGAGUCCUGGAGGCACGACCACUACUGGGACAGGAGAGCAUGCGCUCCUCAUGUGUGGACAGCUCCGUGCUGCUCCCCCCUCCCUGCCACGGCCAUGCCCCCUGGCGCAGGCCCAGAGCGGGCAGCGAGGGCCACCGCAGCCCCUCCACCACCACCCUCACCCCCUCCACCCUCACCCUCAAUACCUGCACCAGCAGGCAGCUCAGCCUCACACUGCCACACACCGCUGACUCUGAGGAGGAGACAGACAUGGCCCUGAGUUUGGGUCUGGGCCCUCAGGACUUCCACAGCUUCCAGUCCUACAUCCCAGAGGACUUUGCCAACUUUGAGGUGUACAACGCUGCCCUGGAGAGCCAGGAGGGGGGGGUGGGUGUGGCGGGAGGCAGGGGAGAGCUGAGGAGGGGUCGGGGAGGUGGUGGAGGGGGGGAAAGAGAGGGGGCUCCACGGAGCCCCACUGCCAGCAGCUGCACCAGCGGUUACUUCUCCCACAGUGCCUCGGACGCCACGCUCUCUGACGUGCCAUUCGGCGCCAGCGACAGCUCCGACCAGCUCAGCGCCUCCGCAAUGGCUCAAGACAGAAAUGACCCUGACCAGGAAACCCACAACCUCCACCCCCACGAGUCCCCCUCCUUCCACUGCACCAGCACGGGCCGAGGCUGCGCCCAGACCAGAAGUGCCUCGCCGUGGGGUGACACCCAGACCCCUGCGUGUCCCCCUGGCGUCCCCUCCCAGCUCCUCCACAACCCCCAAACCACCUCCUCCCCUGUCAGUAUUCCUAACUGCUCAGAGCAGCCACCCUCCCCGCGGCCCCGCAGGUGUGUCCUCAGCGUCAGCCAGGAGUUUACAGACUUCAAGGGGGCCGACGACGGCAUGGGGGAUCUGGGUGAGCUGGGACACUUCCAGCCUGGGGAUACACCACACAUAUCCCCUGUCCCAGCGGAGGAGGAGAAAGAGGGCUCUGGCAGCAGGCACCAGACCUCUGACAAAGACCUCAUCAACACACAACCACAACAACAUACAUCUGACACCGGUACCGCCCGGCUCCCUCAGCCCCACUCACACCUCCACAACGGCAAACAGUGUGUCGGCAGCAUAGCCGUGCCCUGCCCACCCCCCUCCAACCCCCCAGGCCAGCUAGCAGGAGAAGAGCCCCAGAUCCAGGAGCCAAUCCAGGGAGACCUACCUCCAGGGAGCCCCUGUCCCAGCCCAAGCAGCACUGAGGCCUCUGGGGACUCCUGCAGCGGGGACGAAGGCUCUGGCUCUGGUUCUCCGGUGGCCCAGCUGCCUGACUGGAUGGCUCCCGGGGAGCAGGUAUGGGUGGGGAAGAGGAGUGGCACGGUGCACUACGUCGGCGGGGUGGAGUUCGCCAAGGGGAUCUGGGUCGGGGUGCAGCUGGACCUGGCUGUGGGCAAGCACAACGGGACAGUCCAGGGGAGGGUUUACUUCCGCUGUCCUCCAGGCCACGGGGAGUUCGUCAAGCCCUCCUGUCUCACUAGAGGACCACCCUCCAUGGACACCACAGACCCCCAGCCCCUGGUCCGAUAAAAUUCACUAAACUCCCCGAAUUCCAAGUCUUUCCAGGAAUCCCGGUUGGAAUAUUCCCAGAAUCCGGAGGGAAUAAGAAGGAACUCCAGAAUCCUCAAACAGCAUUUCUGUAAAACCUGGGAAUUUGGGGAAAGUGACUUUCCACCCAGGACUAUCAUCUACAGGGGGUCCCCAGAUCCACAACAGUUCCUACUCGACCAGGCCCAAAUCCACAACAGUUCCUACUAGACCAGGCCAAGAUCUAGAACAGUUUCUACUAGACCAGGCCCAGAUCUAGAACAGUUCCUACUAGACCAGGCCAAGAUCUAGAAAAGUUUCUACUAGACCAGAUCCAGAACAGUUCCUACUAGACCAGGCCCAGAUCCAGAACAGUUCCUACUAGACCAGGCCCAGAUCCACAACAGUUCCUACUAGACCAGAUCCAGAACAGUUCCUACUACACCAGAUCCAGAACAGUUCCUACUCGACCAGGCCCAGAUCCAGAACAGUUCCUACUCGACCAGGCCCAGAUCCAGAACAGUUCCUACUAGACCAGGCCCAGAUCCACAACAGUUCCUACUAGACCAGGCCCAGAUCCAGAACAGUUCCUUCUCGACCAGGCCCAGAUCCAGAACAGUUCCUACUACACCAGGCCCAGAUCCAGAACAGUUCCUACUACACCAGGCCCAGAUCCAGAACAGUUCCUACUAGACCAGGCCCAGAUCCACAACAGUUCCUACUAGACCAGGCCCAGAUCCACAACAGUUCCUACUAUACCAGGGGCAGAUCCAGAACAGUUCCUACUAGACCAGGCCCAGAUCCACAACAGUUCCUACUAGACCAGGCCAAGAUCCACAACAGUUCCUACUAGACCAGGCCCAGAUCCAGAACAGUUCCUACUAGACCAGGCCCAGAUCCAGAACAGUUCCUACUAGACCAGGCCCAGAUCCAGAACAGUUCCUACUAGACCAGGCCCAGAUCCAGAACAGUUCCUACUACACCAGGGACAGCUGUCAGCGCUCAACAGCUGAGCCCCAUUAACCAGCUCUUCUUCUCUCAUUCUCACCCUCCCUCUGUUCCACUAGACAUCCAAUCACGUGUUCUGUCUGUCGGUAUAAACGUCUGCUUUCCCUUUAACAUAUCUGUCCCGUGCGUUUUAUGAAGGCAUAUCAUCGUUCAAUAUCGUUGUUCACUGAAAGUCAAACGCACACAUCCAAGUUUUCUGCUGUGUUAUUUUAGCUAGAGAGCGUGUAGAUGGAUAGACAUGACCCACACGUGUUUAUCUAACCGUAGUAUCAUUGAAUCAGCUCAGCAGCUCAUAUUCCUGUUGAAACACCAGAUCUCCUUGUAGUGGUCACAGACAGUUGUCAUCUGGGGUGUGUGGAUCCAGAAUGUUCUAGUGUUGAUAACUCACUGAUAUCCGGAUUGGUUAUCCAAGUCACUGUGAUAUGUCGUCAGGGGUAACCAAAGAACUAAGGUUUCAUAUCUGCUGUUUUAACUGAUAUCUUAUGUUGUGUGUGUGUGUGUGUGUGUGUGUACAUAUUAUAUGUGUGUCAAAGUAAACAUAGUGCCUAGGCCACGAGUCCUCCUGAACUUUUGGGCCGUCUGCAAACAAAUAAUGAAUUGAAGAUGAAUGAUGAAUUUGAAGAUGUACAGUACGUAUGAGUGUGGUUGCUAUGUUGCCCAUGUAGGCUUCAUUAGCCUGUUGUUGUUGUACUGUAACACUGUGGAAUGACAGAUAACCCCCCCACUGAAACUAUUGGGACUGUUGCCAUUGCUGACUGACUCAUUCAUGUUUCUUGCACUGGAGUGGAUCAACCCUCGCAGAGUUCCUCACACAAGACUUCUGUCUUCCAUUCAGGACAACAUGAAACGUAUGCUGUCCUAUCUGUGCGUGUUUCUCACUUUCUCGUCUGUCCUACAUUGUGCCUCUCAAGCGGGUGGAAACGGAGGUGUCCAUGUUGGAUCUAAAAUGUGUCAACUAUCUGAAAGAAGCGACGAGGCUUCCUCUGGGUCGUAUUCACUAGGCACAAAAUGGAAGAAAACGGACUGAUAAGGGGAAGGAGUACGUGAACUUGUCCAAUAAGAAACUCUUGUUUUUGUUUUGCGAAACAUUUUCCGUUGCAGAACGUUUUGCUACGGUGUACACUAAUGAAUAUGACCCCGGUUGUGAGGCUAACCUCACUGAGUAUACAAAACAUUAUGAACACAUGCUCUUUCCAUGUGAUAGACUGAGCAGGUAAAUCCAGGUGACAGCAAUCCCUUUUUGAUGUCACUUGUUAAAUCCACUUGUAGAUGAAGGGGAGGAGACAGGUUAAAGAAGGAUUUUUAAGCCUUGAGACAUGGAUUGUGUAUGUGUGCCAUUCAGAGGGUGAAUGGGCAAGACAAAAGAUUUAAGUGCCUUUGAACGGGGGUAUGGUAGUAGGUGCUAGGGGUACCGGUUUGUGUCAAGAACUGCAACGCUGCUGGGUUUUUCACACGCAACAGUUUCCUGUGUGUAUCAAGAACGUUCCACCAACCAAAGGACAUCCAGCCAACUUGACACAACAGUGGGAAGCAUUGGAGUCAACAUGGGCCAGCCUCCCUGUGGAACGCUUUCAACACCUUGUAGAGUCCAUGACCUGAGAAUGUAGGCUGUUCUGAGGGCAAAGGGGGUGCAACUCAAUAUUAGGAAGGUGUUCUUAAUGUUUGGUAUAGUCAGUGUAUACUAUAAUGCAUUGUGCCUCUCAAGGGGUUGGAAACUGAGGCUAGACUGGGCCUGACUGAAGGCUGGCUGGCCUGAUGCAUUAUGACCUGAAGCUCACAGGCAUUUACAAUGCUCUCCACCAAUACCCUGGACUGUAACUGUUAGGUUGAAUGCCCUCCUCCAAUCCCCUGGACUGUUACUGUUAGGUUGAAUGCCCUCCUCCAAUCCCCUGGACUGUUACUGUUAGGUUGAAUGCCCUCCUCCAAUCCCCUGGACUGUAACUGUUAGGUUGAAUGCCCUCCUCCAAUCCCCUGGACUGUUACUGUUAGGUUGAAUGCCCUCCUCCAAUCCCCAGGACUGUUACUGUUAGGUUGAAUGCCCUCCUCCAAUCCCCUGGACUGUAACUGUUAGGUUGAAUGCCCUCCUCCAAUCCCCUGGACUGUUACUGUUAGGUUGAAUGCUCUCCUCCAAUCCCCUGGACUGUUACUGUUAGGUUGA